GCUGAUGUGUUUCCGAUCUCAGUGCAAGAUGGCGCGGCUUGUUGUUAGACGCGUUUAUUGAUCACAGAACAGAAGGAAUAUUUCAGAUAUAUUUCAGAUCGAUUAGUGAUCGAGGUGAAACUCUGCAGUCAUGGGGCGACGCUCCACCUCCUCCACCAAGAGUGGGAAGUUCAUGAACCCCACCGAUCAGGCCAGGAAGGAGGCGCGCAAGAGAGAGCUGAAGAAGAACAAGAAGCAGAGGAUGAUGGUCCGAGCUGCUGUGCUGAAGAUGAAAGACCCUCGACAGAUCAUCAGAGACAUGGAGAAACUCGAUGAGAUGGAAUUUAACCCGGUCCAGCAGCCUCUUCUGAAUGAGAAAGUUCUGCGUGAUAAACGGAAGAAGCUUCGAGAGACCUUUGAGCGGAUCGUCCGUCUGUAUGAGCGAGAGAACCCAGAGACCUACAAAGAGUUACGCAAGCUGGAGGUGGACUACGAGACCAAACGCGGCCAACUGUCGCUCUACUUUGACUCAGUGAAGAAUGCCGAGUCCGUGGAGGUGGACAGUAUUCCUCUUCCAGACAUGCCUCACGCUCCAUCCAGCAUUCUGAUCCAAGACAUCCCACUGCCUGGUGCUCAACCCCCGUCAAUCCUGAAGAAGAGCUCUGCGCUCGGAAAGGGGACGGCGGUCUCUUCAGCUGCACUGGCCGGAGUCCCUCGUCUGCCGCCCGGACGGAAGCCACCCGGACCCCCGCCAGGGCCUCCCCCUCCACAGAUACUGCAGCUGUAUGGAAACACACGACGAACAGAUGCUGGUGGCGGAUCAGACACUGAGUUGAUGGACAUCGGAGGGCGAGACACUGACAGCGAGAGUGACGGUGACAGCGACUCAGAGGACGACAGUGAGAGAGACGAGACAGACGAUCGUCAUAAUGACAGAGAGGUGGAGAGAGACCGAAGCGAGAAACACACAGGUCGCAGUGUGCGCUUUGCUGAUAUGCCUUCACCCAGAGAGAGCGGAAAGAAGAAGGCGGUGAAGAAAACAACCAACAUCACACCACUGCAGGCUAUGAUGCUCAGGAUGGCAGGUCAGUCUGUCCCAGAGGAAGAAGGCGGCGAGGAUGAUGAAGAUGAGGAAGAUGAAGAGGAGUACACAGACUCAAAGCUGUCAGACAAUGAGGAUGGUGAAGCUGUUCACUCAUUGGCUAACCACAGACUUCCUGUUUCAUCUGCUCCAAUGGCAGCUCAGCAGCCCCCCCCACACAUGCAAGCUCCACCAAUCACAGGGCCUCCGCCUUUAGGACCGCCUCCCGCACCUCCAAUGAGGCCUCCAUCCGGCCCGCCCCCAGGACCGCCUCCUGGUGCGCCUCCGUUCCUGAGACCUCCCGGACUCCCCGCUGCGCUCAGAGGGCCCAUUCCACGCAUGCUGCCCCCGGGACCGCCGCCGGGACGACCUCCGGGACCUCCUCCGGGACCACCGCCUGGUCUGCCUCCUGGACCGCCCCCUAGAGGACCCCCACCUCGCCUGCCCCCUCCCGCUCCUCCAGGAAUGCCUCCACCACCCCCUCCCCUUCGCGCCGGACCCCCCCGCAUGGCCCCGCCCCUUUCCCUCUUCCCCCCUCCGCUCAACCCCAACGUGCUCAGCGCCCCUCCCAACAUCCUUCCGCGUCAGAAGCCCCCGGCGGCGUCAUCCGGCGAGAGCUCUCACAGCGCAUCCGUGCUGACGCGGCCCUCCGCCCUGCAGAUGCCCCCGCCCCCGGGCACCACCUCCAACCUGCUCGCCCCGACCAUCGAGAAACGGGCCAACAUCUCCGGUCCCUCGGCGGCCCAGCCAGGCGGCGCCACCAUCUCGGCAAAGCCCCAGAUCAUAAACCCCAAGACGGAGGUGACGCGCUUCGUGCCCACGGCGCUCCGCGUGCGCAGAGAUCGAGCCGGGCCGGAGAAAGCUGGGGGCAGGAGAGAGGACGAGAGAGAGCCACCCAGACAGCAAGCGUCAGCACACCCCUUCCAGAUGUCCAGCGUGGCCCCGCCCAGCAUGAAGACCAAGGACCAGAUGUACGAGGCCUUCAUGAGAGAGAUGGAGGGUCUGCUGUGAAACGUGUACUGUGACAGUGUUUUUAUUUUCUUUAGCAGCAUUGUUGGUUAUUGUCAGACAAGACUGUGUUUCAUCUUCAAACGUCAAUAAACUUCAACAGAUGUCAA
Molecule: messenger RNA, 2178 nt
Organism: Triplophysa rosa
Lineage: Eukaryota; Metazoa; Chordata; Actinopteri; Cypriniformes; Nemacheilidae
Gene: wbp11
Product: WW domain-binding protein 11
Exons: 12
Coding region: 131-2071 (646 amino acids)
Biological process (GO): mRNA cis splicing, via spliceosome
Cellular component (GO): spliceosomal complex
Source: RefSeq, a predicted model, not a curated record